Messenger RNA from Rangifer tarandus platyrhynchus (Svalbard reindeer), 1560 nucleotides. The record is from the annotation of a GenBank genome assembly. NCBI's taxonomy places the organism in Eukaryota, Metazoa, Chordata, Mammalia, Artiodactyla, Cervidae.
AUGGAUCUGGUCAGAGUGGCAUCCCCUGAGCCCGGGCCAGCAGCGGCCUGGGGACCCAGCAAGUGUCCAUGGGCUACCCCUCAAAAUACAAUAUCUUGUUCUUUGUCUGAUGUAAUGAGUGAGCAGUUGGCUAAAGAAUUGCAGUUAGAAGAAGAAGCUGCCGCUUUUCCUGAAGUUGCUGUUGCUGAAGGACCAUUUAUUACUGGAGAAAACAUUGACACUUCCAGCGACCUAAUGCUGGCUCAGAUGCUACAGAUGGAGUUUGACAGAGAAUAUGAUGCCCAGCUUAGGCGUGAAGAAAAAAAAUUCAAUGGAGAUAGCAAAGUUUCCAUUUCCUUUGAAAAUUAUCGAAAAGUGCAUCCUUAUGAAGACAGUGAUAGCUCUGAAGAUGAGGUUGACUGGCAGGACACUCGUGAUGACCCCUACAGACCAGCAAAACCAGUUCCUACUCCCAAAAAGGGUUUUAUUGGAAAAGGAAAAGACAUCACCACCAAACACGAUGAAGUAGUAUGUGGGAGAAAGAACACAGCCAGAAUGGAAAAUUUUGCACCUGGGUUUCAGGUAGGAGAUGGAAUUGGAAUGGACUUAAAACUAUCAAACCAUGUUUUCAAUGCUUUAAAACAACAUGCCUAUUCAGAAGAACGUCGAAGUGCCCGUCUCCAUGAGAAAAAGGAGCAUUCUACUGCAGAAAAAGCAGUUGAUCCUAAGACACGUUUACUUAUGUAUAAAAUGGUCAACUCUGGAAUGUUGGAGACAAUCACUGGCUGUAUUAGUACAGGAAAGGAAUCUGUUGUCUUUCAUGCAUAUGGAGGGAGCAUGGAGGAUGGAAAGGAAGAUAGUAAAGUUAUACCUACAGAAUGUGCCAUCAAGGUAUUUAAAACAACCCUUAAUGAGUUUAAGAAUCGUGACAAAUAUAUUAAAGAUGAUUUCAGGUUUAAAGAUCGCUUCAGUAAACUAAAUCCGCGUAAGAUCAUCCGCAUGUGGGCAGAAAAAGAAAUGCACAAUCUUACAAGGAUGCAGAGAGCUGGAAUUCCUUGUCCAACAGUUGUACUACUCAAGAAACACAUUUUAGUUAUGUCUUUUAUUGGCCAUGAUCAAGUUCCAGCCCCUAAACUGAAAGAAGUAAAGCUCAGCAGUGAAGAAAUGAAAGACGCCUACUAUCAAACUCUUCAUUUGAUGCAGCAGUUAUAUAACGAAUGUACACUCGUACACGCCGACCUCAGUGAGUACAACAUGCUCUGGCAUGCUGGAAAGGUCUGGUUGAUCGAUGUCAGUCAGUCUGUAGAACCAACCCACCCUCAUGGCCUGGAGUUCUUGUUUCGUGACUGUAGGAAUAUCUCACAGUUUUUUCAGAAAGGAGGAGUAAAGGAAGCCCUUGGUGAGCGAGAACUCUUCAAUGCUGUUUCAGGCUUAAACAUCUCGGCAGAUAAUGAAGCUGAUUUCUUAGCUGAGAUAGAAGCUUUGGAGAAAAUGAAUGAAGAUCAUGUUCAGAAGAAUGGAAGGAAAGCUGCUUCAUUUUUGAAAGAUGAUGGAGGUCCACCAGUCUUAUAUGAUGAAUAG